UAAAAAAAACUAUAGGUAAAUACAAGUCAAUAUAACUGUUUGGGAUUAAAUCUCGUAGAAACUUGAAAUAUGUGAAUAUUGAAUAUUAAAUCAAAAUUUGAUUACCAUUAGAGUUAUUCGACGUAUCAACUUUAAAACAUUUCGUCACUCCAACGAAUAAAUCUUCAAGUAACAUGGAAGCAGUUAAGGAAGCGCCCAUUCCGGCUAUGGACAGUUUGACUGCAGCCAUGAAGAACAACAUUGUCCCGAACCAAGAGUAUCUGUUACAAGGCAGUGUUCUGGAUUCGGCCGUUGAAGUUCUGUUGCACAGAUUACGAGGCCUUUGCGAUAAUGUUGAUUCAGGACCUGAAACAUUCCACGAUCAUGAAAUGUGUUUUAGCAUAAGAAGUGUAACGCCACAACCACUCACUCUGAGAGUCAGAAGAGCGAUAGACUAUUUAGAUAUGCCAUACCAGCUGCGUUAUAUUGGACAACCUGAACUUGGUGAUAAAUCUAGACCGACAAUCCUGCGAAACAGUAUAGAUGUAGCAACAACGCCAACAAUAGUAGACUUCCUCACUGAAAUGGGAUUUCGCAUGGAUUUUGAAUACAUUUUACGUGGCUAUAUGUUUCGAAAAGGCAGAAUGAAGAUUACAGUGUCUAAAAUAUUUAAAAUGAUGGUAGUAGGUAAACCUGCUCCAGAGAGUGUUGAUCCAAUAUCACAAUCAUACCUAGUGGAGUUAAGCGUUUUGGCACCCAGUAAUCAAGAUGCUAUUGCCGAAGAUAUGCGAGUAUUUGCUGAACAACUGAAGCCACUGGUGCACUUGGAAAAAGUCGAUUAUAAACGACUGACACAACCACCUAUGUAAAAUCCUAAAUGCUAUGCUUUGUAAAUAAAUAUUUUUUAUCAAAGUUUGUUCAGUCUAUAAAAUAUUAUACCUAAUUUUUCAUUUU
This is a messenger RNA of Aphis gossypii (cotton aphid), 933 nucleotides long. RefSeq names its product mediator of RNA polymerase II transcription subunit 18 (gene MED18). The transcript is spliced from 5 exons. Gene Ontology annotation, cellular component: mediator complex; core mediator complex. Bases 174 to 848 code for a protein of 224 amino acids. Lineage: Eukaryota; Metazoa; Arthropoda; Insecta; Hemiptera; Aphididae. Gene Ontology annotation, molecular function: transcription coregulator activity. The record is from RefSeq and is a predicted model, not a curated record. Gene Ontology annotation, biological process: regulation of transcription by RNA polymerase II; termination of RNA polymerase II transcription.